Molecule: messenger RNA, 249 nt
Organism: Cercopithifilaria johnstoni
Lineage: Eukaryota; Metazoa; Nematoda; Chromadorea; Rhabditida; Onchocercidae
Source: the annotation of a GenBank genome assembly
AUGCAAUGGACAAGGGGUAGCGAUAAUGGUGUACGUCUGAGAAUAAUAUUGGAAACAUGGCCGGAAAAAUACGCGCGAAUGAGUCAAAUGUGUCGGCAUAGUCCUAAAGCCUAUGAAAGUCAGUGCACUUCAGGAUUAUUCUCUAAUAUUGAAGGUAUGUUAACAGCUAAUGCCUCACGAAAUCAUCUCAGCCAUUAUUUAAAAGUGCUGACAGCAACGAAUGUUAAACACUGCAAAAAAGCUGCAUAA